This is a messenger RNA of Metarhizium robertsii ARSEF 23, 1350 nucleotides long. RefSeq names its product vacuolar calcium ion transporter /H(+) exchanger. Bases 1 to 1350 code for a protein of 449 amino acids. NCBI's taxonomy places the organism in Eukaryota, Fungi, Ascomycota, Sordariomycetes, Hypocreales, Clavicipitaceae. Gene Ontology annotation, biological process: calcium ion transmembrane transport; intracellular calcium ion homeostasis. Gene Ontology annotation, cellular component: membrane. The record is from RefSeq and is a predicted model, not a curated record. The transcript is spliced from 3 exons. Gene Ontology annotation, molecular function: calcium:proton antiporter activity.
AUGCCCGGCGCCGAUAGCCACCCACAGCUCGCAGCAAGCAUUCGAGCUCGACGACGUGCCAUGGCCGAAGGCAGGGCAGCCGCAGACGACGCCGAGGCGCCUGAAAGAGACGAGUCGAUACCGCCCGUCGCCAGGACCCAGUCCAUGUUUCUGCGGAUGCGGACAGAAACGCAUUACCAAGAGAUCGCGACUCUGCUGCAGGAGCUCUACUCCAGCCCGACCAAGGCGCUCCUGGUGUUUGCUCCCGCGGGCAUAGCGGCGGGCUUUCUGCGUCUUCACGUCGUCGUCGUCUUCGCCCUCAAUUUUAUCGCCCUCGUGCCUCUUUCCGCCCUGGUUCUCUACACCAUUCUCGCAUUUACCGCCGACUACGCCCUGCUCGGCGGACUGCUGCGCGCCGUCUUUGGAAAUGCUACUGAACUUACGCUCGGCAUGUGCGCUUUGCUGCAGGGCAAAGCGCAGCUCGCGCAAUGGAUCAUGAUUGGAAGUAUUUUGACAUAUUGCCUCUUUGUGCUGGGCUUCAGUUUUCUCGUGGCUAGCUACGGGAAGAAAAAGGAGCCCUUUAGCAGAACCCGGACCUCCAUCAUGUCGUCCCUCGUCAUGAGCGGUUCGAUCUGCCUCGCGAUCCCGACUGUGAUUGCCAUGGCUGUCGAGGAGAAGCACCACGCCGACAAGGUCAACAGGGACCCUCUGUUUCUGUCGCGCGCCACGUCCCUCGUCCAAAUGUUCCUGUUCCUGGCAUACCUUGUGUUUCGCUUCCGAACGCAUAAUCGCAUCUUUCCCCGGAACCCCAACGCCCCUCGUCUCAGCAGGACCAGUACUGGCGUCUCAUCUGGAUCCGGGUCGAGCCGUGGAUCUGGCCCAUCUCAUGUGAACAUGACCCUCGUGGGUCUGGGGGCUCUUGCAUUCACCGCCCUGUGUAGCUAUUACCUGGUACGGAGCUUGGCUGGAGCUACCAAGGCUCUGGGCGUGUCCGAGUCCUUUGCGGCGCUGGUCGUGGUGCCCCAGGCCGGCAGCUUGAUGAAGGCGGUUACCAUCAUCAGGCACACUCGAUCCAGUGCCGAUGCGUUGCCGAGUGGCAUGGGCCGUCUUGACUUUGCCAUCCGUUCCAUCAUGACCAACGUUUUCGACACGGAGCUCUUCAUCCUGCCUAUGCUGGUCCUCCUUGGCUGGGCGGUGGGCGAGCCUAUGAAACUGAGUUUUGGACUUUUCGAAGCCGUCAUAUUCUUGAUGGCCAUCUUGACCAUGACGUACCUGGUACAGCAUGGGAAAACAACGUAUUUUGAAGGAAUCAUGCUCAUGGGGACGUAUGUACUUUGCAACAAGUCGACGCCUGCUGCCCGGGUUUGCUAA